Porites lobata is the source of this 9757-nucleotide messenger RNA. Lineage: Eukaryota; Metazoa; Cnidaria; Anthozoa; Scleractinia; Poritidae. The record is from the annotation of a GenBank genome assembly.
AUGACAUUUGUAUUCCCGUCCAUAAAUGGGAGGAAACCAGAGAAGAGAAUGGGCCAUGUCGCGGUUCAUUAUGACGGCUAUUUAGUGGUCUGGGGAGGCUACUAUCGUGUACGUAUCGAUUAUGACUUUGAAAAUAAUUCAUUCUUCGGGCGAUACUCUAACCUUUUACGUUUUAUAAGAUCAGCAGAGGUUAGGAAUCUCGCGCUUCCUAGAAGAUGCUCAGCUGUAGCAUCAUGUUUAUGUUGUUUAUACUUCACGAUUUUAUCCCCGGCUUUCUCCGGAAGUGGUAUACGGGUACCUCAGCCCGUUUGUAAACCGUAUGGUAUGUACCCUCAUGUUUUGGUGGGGGGGGGACGGGGCAAACCUCUUUAUGUUGACUCAUAACCUACCGAAUGAAUAGUUAAAUACUAAAAACUAGUUGAAUACUAAAAACUCAGCAACAGCCUUGCAGCUAUACUUUGUUUAGGACAGGUCCAGAUCCAGACUUGAUACCAUCCUGCAGUAUGUCCCCAUAUACACUGCAGUCAAAUGAUUAUGAGCAAAAGUAAUAUAAUAUUGUUAUUGCAUUUCAGGAGCUUUAUGGAGUUCCUUUUAUAGUUGAUAAGAUGCACAAUAGUAACGAGGUGUGGCUGUACUGCAUUGAGACAUCCACAUGGUAAGCUCUUUCUUUCAUGUAAAAAACUCUCUUUUACAUUAGCGUUUUGUGACAAAAUGGUGGCUGUCAAUUCUUGAAAUCAUUUCUAUACACAUUUUGUUUAUUAGAGCUCCUGAUAUUUUUAGGAAGCAAAUUGAAACAAGUGGAGAAGAGCCACCCUCUAUGUCAGGAUCAUCUGCAUGUGUAAUGGAAGGAAAAUCAAUGUAUAUCUUUGCUGGACAUUGUGACGGGGGACCAACCUCCACUGUAUGUCGGUAAUUCUGCGUCAAUACACGGUUUUCAGUAAGAAUUCUAGUUGGCAGGAGAAACGUGUAACAUUACAGGAGAAUAUUGGAAAGAGGCUCCUUGUCUGAAAAAAAAAAUGGUCAUAGGCUACCGAACGUUAGGUGGAAUACAGAUCUUCUUUUGCAGAAUACAAACUUCACAUGAGCUUUUGUGUCCUCCCUGACAACUCAUAUAAUUGAGGUAACAAUUAAUAUAUUAAUUUUCCAUGUCAUUUUAUUUCUGUUUAGGUUUUUGUAUUAGAUUUAAAAACAUUUAUCUGGGAAAAUCUGACAAGCAGGAUCCAGGGAAACCCUCCUUCACCAAGGGACAAACUGUGCUGUUGGACUCACAAUGAUUUGUAAGUUGUAGCGAAUGAACUGUAAUUCUGACUGUACUGCGACACAGUUCAUUUCAAAUACAAGAUGCAGUUUUUUCAUCCAAUAUCCAGGCACUGAGAAGAUGCCUUGUCAUCAAGAUAACAAUCUGGCCCCGGUUGUUCAAACGUCGGAUAGCGCUAUCCAUCGGAUAAAUCACUAUCCAGCAGAUAGCAUAAUUGAUUUCCGUAGUACUUAUCCACUGGAUAGCAAUUUAUCUGGUGGACAGCGCUAUCCAACGUUUGAACAACCGGGGCCUGAACAUUGGAUUAAACACUGUCAGCUGAGAGUGAUAUUUGUCAUAGCUUCUUUAAUAAUAUUGUCCAAGUCCUAAUAUCUUGGUGUUGAUCAUUCAUAUAAUCGGCUACAAAUAAGUUCAAGUGAAUUAAAAGCGGGUAUAUAUAUGAAUAAAUUAACUUGCACAAUUUUAUAUCCAUGGUUCCACCCCCCCCCCCCCCCAUGUGCUGUUCUUUAUCAUAGUGGGGGAUGAGCCUGGUGGCCAUAUCAGCUGAAGCCAUUCUCGUCCCCAGAGCCUAUCGUUUCUUGGUACAAAUUAAGCCAAGUGGCUCUGGGGACGAGAAUGGGUUAAAGCUGGAGGUAAAUACUCCUUGGUACAGGUAGUUUCACUAUGCUGAGCAGGUUCCAGGUUGGGAUUUGGACAAUGGACUUGUAUUGCAGAAACUCAAAGGAUACACAAAGGGAGUGUAUCAAUGCAAGAAGAACUGUCCGGGACUUGGUGCAUAUUUGGUUACAUAAUGGAUUUAAGAUUAAAUUGUUUUACAACCAGAAACACGUGAAAAUUCUGAUGUAGCAAAGAUAUAGUUAGUUUUUUGGUUGCCUUUAAACCGGACUGUGAAAGCAUUGUGAAACCCGCCUCUGAAAGCCUUGUGAAACCCUGACCUUUGCAAGCCUAGUGAAAACCCGCCUUUGUGAGUGAUUAAAAGUGAAUUGCUGUGAACACUGUCUCCUAAUUGCAGCAAAGAACAUAGCCAAUGUACUUUACAUCCAUGGUGUGCACCUGGGGCGAAAUAGAAAAGAAUGCAGGCAGGAAACUGGUCAAUGUAUAACACUUCUACCUAUACUACUAUGAGAUGACUUUAACCGUAACACUAUCAUAAUCUCUCUGUGAGCGUUGGUAUUGAUCGAUAAUAAUAUAAAUAGAUUCCUGGAGACAAAGAGUAUAAAAAGCACUAAAUAUCAAAUGGAAUUAGAAUCAUGGUAUUAUUUGCAACUAAAUUUCACCGUAGGAUUCUAUAUUUUGGAGGAUAUGGCUUGGCUCCAGACCCUGAGAGAGUAGACCAGUCUAACGGAUAUUUCACUUUUAACUCCAGUGGUGAGGAGCAAUUUACAGUAAGUUAAAAAUUAUAGUAUUCUUAAGGUUUCAACAAGACCUGGGUGAGAUAAGCCUCUUGGAAGCUACUAAGUGAUAGCAGUUAGGAAUAUGGUUAAUAGGGUUGAUCCAGUCCAAGUUUUGUUGACCCUGGUAAUUUCUGACUGACUUAUCUCAUUUAUUGCUGUGUUAUAAUUUUUGUGUGUGUAAGUAUUUUCACUGAUUACAGUGGAACCUUGAUUUAAUGAACUGCUAUAUUAUAAAGAAGUCCUUGGUAUAACGAUUUUCUUCAGCCUAGCCAAAAUUACAAUAAAAUGUAUGGAACAGAUAUCGGUUUAAUGAUCCUCAAUGUAUUGAAAUCUUGGUUAUAACAAACAAAAUCCAGAAACACAAACAUAAAAUAUACCUCAAUAUAAGGAAUAAAUGUCAACAUGUGACCAAAGGAUAGCUAAAAAGGUAAGCGAAAUAGACCAACAAGGAUAAAAUCUUUGUGUACAGUAGUUUUAUGCAGUUUUAUUUGUCUGUUCUUGUGUUUCUAGUGCCGUAGCUAUGUACAGCUCUGAACUGAGACAAUAGCUUUGUAUACAAAUGUUUAUUACAGAAAUUGGUCAGAUCUGGAAAUGCUGGGUGUUGGAAAUUAAUCAUUAACUGUACCUUGAUAUAAUGAACAUUUUGGUUGUUUUUUUUUUCUUCAAAAUUUUGUUAAAUCAAGGUUAUCAAUGUAAUGAAUCCUAAACUUAUAUAAUGAACAAAAUUUCCCCAGUCCGUUGGCCCUUCCUUAAAUUGAGGUUCCACGGUACUUGUGAACUGGUGUGGGAGAGGUGGGUUUAAGGUAGGACAAGUUGUUCUGGGGAUGAUCCUACCAUUUCAGAAUUUAGCAAUUCAGUCCUUAAAGACUCUUGGGCACCCAAUCAGCUUCACUUGGGAAUAAUUAAGCAUUAAUCACAAUCUAACUUAACAACAGGAUAACAGAGGAUGGAACAGCCACUUGUUUGUAUUGGAUACAAGUAGUCUAACAUGGAUCCAACCAAAAACAAAGGUGUGUUACAAAUGUAGUUGUUCAAACUGAAAUUCAGGUUCAAAGGGUUUCAACUUUAAUUGAUUCUCCUUGUCUCUGAGACAAAAGAAUUUGAUGAUGUCAUUUAUAAUCAUUAGUGACAAAGGAGUUGAGAAUCAAACUAGGCUCAAAAUCAUUCAAGUCUGAAUUUCAUUUGAAACUACAAUUAACACAAAUAAAUCCACCGCACACCCCUCCCCUUCUUGGGAGGUUGGGGAUAGUUAAAUAUGGAGUGUUUCCUAUUUAGAAGCCUUGAUCACAUUGAAGCACUCCUUGUAGAAAUGCUCCAUUCCACUUAAAUUAAGAGUGGUAGAAUCAUUUCAUUUGUCAACUGAAAAUACUGUAAAAGGAAUUGCAAAAGGUAUUGGAUGGAUAGGCCUUAUUUGACCGAGUUCUGUCUAUCAUGGAAGCUUUCCGCAGACUAGAACAAGGUUUUACAGUUUGGCUGCUACAAAAUUGCAAAUUGAGUGUCCAGUUACAACUACUUUCUUUCGUAACUUUAGGGCAGACCACCAUCUCCAAGAGCAGCCCAGGCAUCCGCUCAAAUUGCAAAUAUGGCCUAUCUCUUUGGAGGAAGAUAUAUGGUAUAGUAAUAAAUAAUAUAGAAAAAGGAAACUCUUGUUUCCGAAACUACGAGGACCUGCAUGCAUGGUCAAAAUUCCUUUACUUAUUUGGCGACAAAUCACUGGAAUUUACGACCGGACAAUGCUAGAACUACUAGUAAUAUACAUACCUCUUAUUACCGAGUUUUUUCGAUCCGUAAUUUACAGUACGGACCGAAAAAACGAGGCCAAUAAGAUGUUUAUUAUAUCGCUGUGGCUAUAUGUAAUGGUAACAGGACUGAGUGGAGUCCGAUUCGGUCUGUAAUCAUACCAGUGAUUAACAAAAUCGGACGACCGCGUAGCGGGAGUCCGAUUUGUUUAAUCACGAGUAUGAUUUCAGACUGAAUUGGACGACACGAAGUUCUGUUACCAAUUAAUCAUACCUUUAACAAAAUUUGUGAUACAAUAGGCUAUUUUUUAAACCAAACCACAAGAAAUUCGAAAUUUUGUUUUGCUAGCAGUGAAAAAAAAAAGCCAUUUAAGCGCGCGUGGUGGCGCGUACUGUCCAAUUACUGAGGCAUGACGCGUACUGUCCUAUUAAACUGUCCAAUUAAGGCUGAAAUCAGGGCAGUUGAGAGCCAAUCAGAUUUGACAGUUUUGUUAUAGUUAUGAUUAGGCCGGUAACCGGUCAAUUAUUAUAUGGCUUCUUCCAGUUUGGGGGACUGGAAACAAGUGCAGGACGCGCGAUUUGAGAAUCAUUUGACAGGCGUCAAGAAAGAAAGUUUUUAUUGGCUCACGAAAACAAUAGCACACAACAAAGGGUUUCCGAGAAAGUGAAAACAAAUUCGCUAUGUCGAAAAAGUUUAUUUGGUCAGAACUAAGAGCGCUGCAAGUUUUAGCUCUUUAAUGUAACGCUGGAGAGUUUUGGAAACCGGGCAAUGUGUCUUUCUCGAAGUCGUUUCCAUCUUUUCUCCGUUGGUCCUUGUAAAAAAAACACUGCAAAAGGCAAACAAGCUCUUCAAGGUAAGUUUGUUGUCAUUGUCGAAGGAUUCGCUCGUUAAUUGUUUGCGGAAAACCUCUCGAACUUCUGCCAGUUCAUUCCCGUCUUCAAGUGUGAUCUGCGUUAAAAUUUUCAAACACGGACCAUAUUUUCUUCCACGGAAAGGGUACGAUUCAGUUUCUACAUCAGCUUCGUUCUCCUUCAAACAAACGGCUAGGUUAAAAUCUGGAAAGGCAAAGUCAACAUCCCAGUCCUCAGGGUUUACAGACAUAUUUUUAAGUAUAUUCGGUCAAAACUAAGAGCACUGUAAGUAUUCACUAGGAAAAAUGAGACGCGAACUUUCCGUAUAAACGGCACAUUUCGUCUAAAAUAAGACGCGGCUUAGCUAAGACGCGUCUAGAUAAGACAUGCUCUUAUAAUGCACCUAUCAAUGUAAUGCCGGCGGGGGGGGGGGGAGGCAGGGCAUAGGGUGGGGAUUUGACUUUUUUCAAAAAUUUUCAAUCAAAUUCCCUGCCCACGGGCAAAUCAUUCCAGUCAAAUGCAACCAAAUUUCCCCACCCCAGGCUGCACAUUGCUGUCCAUCCCAAGGCAGAACCUAAGAAAGGCACAAUAAAAAUAUCUCCAAAUAAAACUCUGUAAUCUUUUAUAAACGUUGCUGCAUCACCAAAGAUACAUGUUCCCGUUACAGCUGCAAUUAUACGUUUUAACCAUAAUCCGUGUUACACUGCCUGGAAUACAUAAACCUUUAGGAGAAAGUCCACAUUUUGUAAGUCUAAAUAUACCGUUCUUAGUAAAGGGUACAAAGAAAGCCAGUUUUAUAAGUUUACAGUGAUUGUAGCGAAUGAGGCAUACACCAGGGGCACCCAAACUAGAAGAAGCCAUAUAAUAAACAUCUUAUUAGCCUCGUUUUUUCGGUCCGUACUGUAAAUUACGGAUCCUCGUUUUUUUCCAUCGAGUUAUGGCCCGCGUGCUUCGCGCUUGGGCCAUAAAUCGAUGGAAAAAAACUCGGUCCGUAAUUUAAAGUACGGACCGAAAACUCGGCUAAUAAGAGGUAUUUAUUGCCUAUUUUUAAAUGAUGUACAUUGUUGUAAAUAGUCAUCUGGUCAAAAUUAUUUUUAAUAUUAUUAUUUAUUGUACUCAAUUGGUUUAUUAAUAUAUUUUGUUUCUUUUCAUUCAGAGAUACUUUGUAACAGUAAUGCUACUCUUUAAUCCGAAUGUUGAAAUAAAGUUUAUUUAUCUAUCUAUCUACACUACCAUAAUCCUCGAGAAAGACUUAUUAAUACACAACAGUCAGCUGUCCUGAUCACUGAAAAGAGUUAUCGGACCCACUAUUUGCUAUCUAUUAAAAAGCUAAAAUGUGCCUUCUCAUUAACUGAAUUCCAAAAAAUGGUCCAGUUUAUUUCUUUAAGACCUAUAUUUAGGCACUGGAGCUAUUUCCUGAGUCAGGUUGUUCAAGGCAGUAUUAAGAUAACCCAGGGCUAGUGCGAAAUUUGAAAUCAGAUAUAAAACGUUAAAAAGCCAAUUCGGUUUUAUUCUCUUUGCCUAUAAUAUUAAUUUGAUGAUUGGAUGCUCUAAAAAGAAUAGUAAAAAUUAUUCUGCAAUAAGUACAGGUGCUACAGUCUAAUCUUAAAAUAUGAAACAAUGUUUUUAGGAAAGACGGCGGAAUGACUUGCAUUCUCUCAACAUGGACACUUUGGAAUGGAGUGGCAGGUGAAUUCAGUAGAUUUUCAGAUAUCGAAAAAUUCCACAUUCAGUGCCUCAGUGCUGUUGCGUAGUACACUGUUUGAUGCAUGCUUGAUUUGAAGAAGUUCCUUACUAACUUGAUUUCAUUUUCUGUUUUCCUUAGCAUCUCUACUACGGGAAAUGUGCCUCAAGGUAGAUCAUGGCAUUCUCUAUCUCCAGUAAGCGACAGACAUCUGUUUCUUUAUGGAGGUUACAACAAUGAUCAAGACGUACUAGGUAUGUAGUAGUGUGGAAAGUGCAAAACAGUCCUAUAGUUUUGAGUAGUCAAGAACGCGCGUGUAGUCUAACAAAAGGUCAGGGCUGUGAGGCUCGCGCGUUUUGCUCGACAUCUCACGUCUCGCAUCAUAAAGUACGAUUUUAAGACUGUUUUGUUGUCCAACAGUAUUCAUUUUAGUUCAAAGAGAGAGAGCGAAGAUUACAAAAAUUCCAUUUCUCGAUUGACAUCCGCGAAAAAAAAAAAACCGCCUGUUCUGUAGGCUAACGAAAGCGGCUGCUUUAUAGCUGCAGUGUUUUUCAAGGCGGUCGCUGUCCGUUUUCAAGAGUGCCGGUGAAGAGGAUUUCUAUACCUAAAAGAAAAAAGCAUGAAAAGACACGGGCAGUGACUGCACAUCAUUGCCGACGCCUUUUUCGGAGACACAAAAUAUCUCAAAAUAUACACAAAAUAUCUCAAAGAUCGUCGUACCGAUCAAAUUCAUACAUUCUAUCGAGAUCGCUAAGAUCGUACAAGCUUUCAAAAUAACAUCUCUGAUAAGUAUGUUCACCUUGUUGUAGAGUAUUUUAUGUCAUCGCGCGAAACGCUAUCAGGCGAAUCGACUUUCCGGCGAGACGACCGCAGUUCAUUAGAAAGAAGCUUUGUUGGUGAAUUUUCUGAAUAUAUAUUGCGAACAGUCUUGUGGCUCAUCAGUAACUGUGAAGAAAUAUGAUAGAAAAAUCGUAGUAUAGACAUCAUGCGAACAGUUGUCUAUGCUAUUAACAGCUGAUGUUUCAGUUUAGUUAUAUUUUGUUGUGUUCAGGUGAUGCUUACAUUUUAGACACCUCAACUAUGACUUGGUUCCAGUUAACAGUCCCUUCAAAUCCAAGGUAAAUAAACCUGUCGUACAAGCUAAGAGUUUAAGUUAAUUUGAACCGUGAAUAAUAUUAGGUAUUUAGAGAACGGACCUCUGGAGCCAGGAUGAUAAAAAACCGAAGCAGUUGAAAAAGAACCCCAACAAAUUAAAUAAUUUCGAAUAUUGUGAGUCAUUUCGGAAAUUUAAAUAUUAUAUAAACAGUAUAUUGCCUUAAUCUUUCGCUCUGUCUGCAAAUGAAAGAAAAAAAUGGUUCGGCACCAGUAGCCAUAAUCGGGGUAUAAUCGGCCAUAAUCGGGCUACCUCGAUCAUGGCUCUUGUCGGCAUAUUUUCCAUAAUAUUCAUGUUUUAUUUAUCAGCUCACCAAUGACCCGGAAUUGGCACACAGCUUGUUGUACAUCUCUUCCUGGCGAAGUUGUAAUUUUUGGAGGCAAAACUUCAUUUACAUUAUUUGGCGACGACCCGGUAAUGUCAGUUAACUUUACUAGUAGUCGUGAUCCCAUACCCUAUCUGUGGUGUCUAACACUUGAACUUUCCAACACGUGUUGAAGUAGGUCGUGGACUUAAAUUGUAAUUCUAGCGUUAAUGUCCAUUAAAAAAAACUUCCCGACAGUUUUGUCAGUACCGUUUGCUUUUUAGAAUUUUACAAAACGAAGUUGGAUAUUUUUUCUCGGAAACCUUGUUAGAAUGUAAAGGCCUCCAACAUCGGGGGCAUAAAAUCACUGUAUCAGCGUGUCGCCUUCUGACAGCGGUGCAUUCUCAACUCCACGUUAUAUACUUACAGGUUCUUUAGAGGAGCAAUAUUAUGUUUAUUAUGUUUCUUUUCUGUGUUUUUUAAUCAAAGUUUACCCUGUUACUGUCCUCCCCAGUUAAUCCUGGCAAUCUACUUCACUGAUUGGUACACUGGAAAGUUUUGACACUAUGUGUUCUCUCUUCUUUCGAAGUACCUCGCCAGUAUUCUGAUUUUUAGAUUCACGCCUCCGCGCCUGAAUUGGUAAGAAGAUGCUUAUGUAAUAUUUAAAAAAAAAAAUGCUUUAUAAAAAAGAAGUUCAGAGGACUGUAAUGAGUGUGAUAGACGAGCAGUGUUGUAUUUGUUGUUUUAUGUAAAAGGAUUAAAGGUUAAAGCUUUGAUUAGUUUCAUGUUCUUGUUUCUAUUAGCAGUUGUAGUUGCCAAAGGUCCACAGAAGUGCAGAACAAUGUUUUGUCUUGUAUUAUUGUGACUGUCAGGUAUUUGUUUAACUCGGUAGAAAACGAUCAGCUAAGAAUAUUUUCAGCAAGAGGAAGAAGGAGAGGGGAGGGGAGGGAAUGGCGCUAUCACCUGACAACGAGAAGACAAGGAAAAGUCGUCCUCCUUUUCUCAGAGCCACACAUGCAAGCGAAAUAGUCGGUUUAAUUCGCGAUCGCUCCACUAUCUAAAGAGAAAAAGAAAAUGCUUGCGAUCUACACCUUAGCUUAAUUUUAUAACGCACAACGAUUUUGUGCGACGGUAAAGCACAAAGGGACGGAGAACUAAGAGGCAGGCGGUUUUACUAUUAUUCAGACAGACUUAAAUCCUGAAUUUACUUAACAUGUAACUUACAGGAAGACAAUUUUUACCUCAGGUUGUGUGCUGAUGCCAUUGUCAACAAGUACUACUCCACAAUUUCCAAGCAACUCAAGUCACUUCCUAAAAAUCUCCUGGCGUCACUAUUCCUUCACAGAAGAUUGAAAGCUCUUGGCAAGAUAUGA